Camarhynchus parvulus is the source of this 7236-nucleotide messenger RNA. Its product is annotated as mucin-2-like. The transcript has 12 exons. The record is from RefSeq and is a predicted model, not a curated record. The coding region runs from base 1 to 7236 and encodes 2411 amino acids. NCBI's taxonomy places the organism in Eukaryota, Metazoa, Chordata, Aves, Passeriformes, Thraupidae.
AUGACCAACACAGAGACCACCACAACCACCUCAGAGACCACCACCACCUCCUCAGGGACCACGACCACCACCCCAGAGACCUCCACCACCAUCACAGAGACCACCACGACCACCACAGGUUCCUCCACGACCACCACAGGGACAACCUCAACAACCUCAGGGACCUCCACGACCUCGGUGACCUCCACGACCAUCCCAGUGACCUUCACAACCACCUCAGGGCCCACCCCAACCACCACAGAAAUCUCCACAACCACACCAGUGACCACCACGACCACGACAGGUUCCUCCAUGACCACCUCAGGGACCACCCCAACCUCCUCAGGGUCUUCCACGACCACCCCUAAGACCACCACAACCAUCCCAGGGAGCUCCUCGACCAUCACAGGGACCACCACGACCACCACAGCGUCCUCCACGACCACUUCAGGGACCUCCACGACUCCAGCGACCACCACGGUCACCCCAGAGACCUCCUCAACCACCUCAGGGACACCCACAACCACACCAGUGACCACCACGACCAUCUCAGAGACCUCCACGACCUCGGUGACCUCCACCACCACCCCAGGGAGCUCCACGACCAUCACAGGGACCAUCCCGAGCACCACAGAGACCUCCACGACCUCCUCAGGAACCACCACAACCACCCCAGAGACCUCCACGACCGCCCCAGUGACCACCAUGACCAUCUCAGAGACCACCACAACCAUCCCAGGGAGCUCCACGACCACCUCAGGGCCCUCCAUGACCACAUCAGGAACAACCACGAUCAACACAGAGACCACCCUGACCACCUCAGGUUCCUCCACGACCUCAGGGACCACCCCAACCUCCUCAGGGUCUUCCAUGACCACCUCAGAGACCUCCACAACCUUGGUGACCUCCACGACCAUCCCAGAGACCUCCACAACCUUGGUGACCUCCACAACCAUCCCAGUGACCACCACGACCAUCACAGGGACCAUCCCGAGCACCACAGAGACCACCACGACCACCCCAGUGACCUCCACAACCACUUUAGGGGCCACCACCACCUCCUCAGGGACCACGACCACCAUCCCAGAGACCUCCACAACCACCGCAGGGACUUCCACAGCUCCAGAGACCACCACGGUCACCCCAGAGACCACCUCAACCACCUCAGGGACACCCACGACCUCAGUGACCUCCACAACCACCACAACGACCACUCCCACCUCCUCAGGGUCUUCCACGACCACCCCAGUGACCACCACGACCACCCCAGUGACCACCACGACCACCACAGGUUCCUCCACGACCUCAGAGACCACCACGGUCACCCCAGAGACCACCUCAACCACCUCAGGGACACUCACAACCACACCAGUGACCACCACGACCAUCUCAGAGACCUCCACGACCUCGGUGACCUCCACCACCAUCCCAGGGAGCUCCACCACCAUCACAGGGACCACCGUGACCACCACAGCGUCCUCCACAACCACUUCAGGGACCUCCAUGACUCCAGUGACCACCACGGUCACCCCAGAGACCACCUCAACCACCUCAGGGUCUUCCACGACCACCCCAGUGACCUCCACGACCACCUUAGGCACCACCACCACCUCCUCAGGGACCACGACCACCAGCCCAGGGACCUCCACGACCACCCCUAAGACCUCCACAACCACCUCAGGGCCCACCCCAACCACCACAGAACUCUCCACGAUCACAUCAGGGACCACCCUGACCACCACAGAUUCCUCCACGACUCCCACAGGGACCACCCCAACCUCCUCAGGGUCCUCCACGACCAUCCCAGAGACCUCCACGACCACCCUAGUGACCUCUACAACCAUCACAGGGACCAUCCUGAGCACCACAGAGACCUCCACGACCUCCUCAGGAACCACCAUGACCAACACAGAGACCUCCACCACCAUCACAGGGACCACACUGACCACCUCAGGGACACCCACAGCCACACCAGCGACCACCACGACCAUCCCAGAGACCACCUCAACCACCUCAGGGACACCCACGACCACCCCCCAGACCACCACGACCUCCUCAGGGACCACCACGACCACAUCAGAGACCACCACGACCACCCCACCGACCUCCACAAGCACGUCAGGGACAUCCAUGACCACCCCAGGGACCACCACCUCUUCCUCAGGGACCACCACGACCAUGUCAGGGGCGACCACCUCAGGGACCACCACAGCCACCCCUAAGACCACCACAACCGCCUCGUGGACCAGCAGGACAACCCCAGGGACCUCCACGACCACAGCAGAGACCUCCACGACUCCAGCGACCACCACAGUCACCCCAGAGACCUCCACGACCUCAGUGACCUCCACAACCAUCACAACGACCACUCCCACCUCCUCAGGGUCUUCCACAACCACCUCAGGGACACCCACGACCACCCCAGUGACCACCACAACAACCUCAGAGACCUCCACGACCUCGGUGAUGUCCACCACCAUCCCAGGGUCUUCCACAACCACCUCUGGGACCACCCCAACCAUCUCAGAGACCACCACGACCCCUCCUAAGAGCACCCCAACCACCCCAGUGACCUCCAUAACCACCACAAUGACCACUCCCACCAUCCCAGGGGAGCUCCACGACCACCCCAGUGACCAGCCCAACCACCUCAUGGACCACCUGGACCACAUCAGGAACCACCACGACCACCUCAGAGACCUCCACCACCAUCACAGGGACCAUCCCGAGCGCCACAGCGUCCUCCACGACCGCUUCAGGGACCUCCACAACCUCAGAGACCACCACGGUCAUCCCAGAGACCUCCACAACCACACCAGGGACACCCACAUCCACCCCAGUACCACCCCACCACCACAUCACCCAAGACCACCAGCAGAGACCACCCCAACCUCCUCAGGGACACCCACAACCACACCAGUGACCUCCACCACUUCCUCAGGAACCUCCACUGCGACCUUCCCAGAGACCUCCACCACCUCAGUGACCACCCCGACCACAUCCGAGACCACCCCGACCUCCUCAGAGACCUCCACGACCACCUCAGGGACCUUCCCAACCACCUCAUGGACCACCACCAUGACCACCUCAUGGACCUCCACGACUUCAGGGACCACCACGACCACAUCAGAGACCACCACGACCACCCCAGGGAGCUCCACGACCAUCACAGGGACCAUCCCGACCACCACGACCACCCCAGUGACCAGCCCAAUGACCUCCUGGACCACCUCGACCACAUCAGGAACCACGCCGACCACCCCAGUGACCUCCACGACCUCAGAGACCUCCACAACCACCUCUGGCUCCACCACCACCCCAGGGACCUCCACGACCUCCUCAGGCUCUACCAUGACCACAUCUGGGACCUCAACGACCUCAUGGACCACCUCAGCCACCCCUAAGACCGCCCCAACCUCCUCAGGGACACACACGACCACAACAGAGACCACCCAAAUCACCUCAGGGACCUCCACAACCACCCCAGGGACCACCACGACCACCUCGGAGACACCCACGACCAACACAGAGACCUCCACAACCUCAGUGACCACCACGUCCAUCCCAGAGACCACCACAACCACCCCACCGACCUCCACAAGCAUGUCAGGGACAUCCAUGACCACCCCAGGGACCACCACCUCUUCCUCAGGGACCACCACGACCAUGUCAGGGGCGACCACCCCAGGGACCACCACAGCCACCCCUAAGACCACCACAACCGCCUCAGUGGACCAGCAGGACAACCCCAGGGACCUCCCAAACCACAGCAGAGACCUCCACGACUCCCAGCGACCACCACGGGUCUUCCACAACCACCUCUGGGACACCCACGACCACCCCUGUGACCACCACCACCAUCCCAGGGAGCUCCACGACCACCCCAGUGACCAGCCCAACCACCUCAUGGACCACCUGGACCACAUCAGGAACCACCACGACCACCUCAGAGACCUCCACCACCAUCACAGGGACCAUCCCGAGCGCCACAGCGUCCUCCACGACCGCUUCAGGGACCUCCACAACCUCAGAGACCACCACGGUUCCUCCACGACCUCAGAGACCACCACGGUCGCCCCAGAGACCACCCCAACCUCCUCAGGGACACCCACAACCACACCAGUGACCACCACGACCAUCUCAGAGACCUCCAUGACCUCGGUGACCUCCACAACCACCCCAGGGAGCUCCACGACCAUCACAGGGACCAUCCCGAGCACCACAGAGACCUCCACGACCACCCCAGUGACCUCCACGACCUCAGAGACCUCCACAACCAUCACAGAGACCUCCACAACCACCUCUGGCUCCACCACCACCCCAGGGACCUCCACGACCUCCUCAGGCUCUACCAUGACCACAUCUGGGACCUCAACGACCUCAUGGACCACCUCAGCCACCCCUAAGACCGCCCCAACCUCCUCAGGGACACACACGACCACAACAGAGACCACCCAAACCACCUCAGGGACCUCCACAACCACCCUAGGGACCACCACGACCACCUCGGAGACACACACGACCACAACAGAGACCACCCCAACCACCUCAGGGACCUCCACGACUCCAGCGACCACCACGACCAUCCCAGAGACCUCCACAACCACCUCAGGGACACCCACAACCACACCAGUGACCACCACGACCUCAGUGACCUCCACAACCAUCACAGAGACCACCCCAACCUCCUCAGGGUCUUCCACGACCACCCCAGUGACCACCACGACCACCCCAGGUUCCUCCAUGACCUCAGAGACCACCACGAGACCUCCGACCACCACCACAGGGACACCCACAUCCACACCAGUGACCACCAUGACCUCGGUGACCUCCACAACCACCCCAGGGUCCUCCACAACCACCUCAGGGUCCACCACAACCAUGUCCGGGACCUCCACGAGCUCCACCACCUUCCCAGAGACCUCCACGACCUCAGGGCCCACCACGACCAUCCCAUGGACCACCCCGACUAGCCCAGAGAUGACACCAACCACCUCAGGGACACCCAUGACCCCACCAGAGACCCCCACGACCACCUCAGUGACCACCUCAACCAUCUCAGGGUCUUCCAUGACCACCUCAGGGACCUCCACAACCAUGUCAGGGACCACCCCGACCACCUCAGUGUCCUCCACGACCACACCGGAGACCCCCACGACCUCAGUGACCACCACGAUCUUCCCAAAGACCACCACCACCUCAGGAACCACCACAACCGUGUCAGGGACCUCCACGACCACACCAGAGACCCCCACGACCACCUCAGGUACCACCAUGACCUCAAUGACCUCCACGACCACCUCAGGAACACCUAGGACCACCCCAGCGACCACCCCAACCAUCUCAGGGUCUUCCACAAUCACCUCAGGGACCACCACAACCAUGUCAUGGACCACUCCAACCACCUCGGGGACCUCCACGACCACCCCAGUGACCACCACGACCUUCCCAGAGACCUCCACCACCUCAGUGACCACCCCGACCACAUCAGAGACCACCCCGACCACGUCAUGGACCACCAUGACCACUUCAGGGACCUCCACUACCUCCUCAGGGUCCACCAUGACCACUCCUAAGACCACCCCAACCACCUCAUGGAGCUCCACGACUUCAGGGACCGUCAUGACUACAUCAGAGACCACCACGACCUCAGUGACCACCACGAUCUUCCCAAAGACCACCACCACCUCAGGAACCACCACAACCAUGUCAGGGACCUCCACCACCACACCAGAGACCCCCACGACCUCAAUGACCUCCACGACCACCUCAGGAACACCCACGACCACCACAGCAACCACCCCAACCAUCUCAGGGUCUUCCACAAUCACCUCAGGGACCUCCACGACCUCCUCAGGCUCCACCACGACCACUCAUAAGACGACCCCAACCACCUCAUGGACCUCCACGACUUCAGAGACCACCACGACCACCCCACUGACCUCCACAACCACAUCAGGGAGCUCCAUGACCACCCCAGGGACCACCACCUCCUCCUCAGGGACCACCACGACCAUGUCAGGGAUGACCACCCCAGGGACCACCACCACCUUCUCAGGCUCCACCACGAGCACCUCAGGGACCACCCCAACCACCUCGGAGACACCCACGACCAACACAGAGACCUCCACAACCUCAGUGACCACCACGUCCAUCCCAGAGACCACCACGACCUCCUCAGGGACCACCACGACCACAUCAGAGACCUCCACGACGACCCCUAAGACCACCCCAACCACCACAGGGACACCCACAGCCACCACAGCGACCACCCCAACCAUCUCAGGGUCUUCCACGACCACCUCAUGGACCUCCACAACCAUGUCAGGGACCACCACGACCACUCCUAAGACCACCCCAACCACCUCGGGGACCUCCACAACCACACCAGAGACCACCACGACCACCUCAAGGACCACCACGACCACCCCAGAGACCACCACGACCUCCUCAGGGACCUCCACGACCUUCCCAGAGCCCACCACGACCUCACGGACCACCGCAACCACCUUGCUGACCUCCACGUCGCCCACCAUCUCCACCACCCCUUUCCCCACCACGGUUCCACCUCCACCAGGGCUGUGUGAGAACGGGGGGACCCCCGGUGGCACCGGAUGUCUCUGCUCGCCGUCCUACGCCGGACCACGCUGCGAGUUCUCCACCGACACCGUGGACACCAACCUGCCGUUCCCUGGGACCAUCAUGGCCGCCGUGGACAUGGAGGUGACCCUCACCAACUUCAACUACUCCGAGGACCUGAAGGACCCCGACUCCGAGACCUUCCUCUCCUUCCAGAACCACUUCCGGCAGGAGAUCAAGAAGAUCUAUGGGACCAUCCCUGGCUACGAGGGCGUGGAGAUCACCAGCCUCAAGUCCGGCAGCAUCGUGGUGGGACACCAGGUGUUCUUCACCAUGGCCCAGAGCAGCAACACCACCGAGAAGUUCCAGGAGACCACGAAGGAGAUGGUGGAGAACCUGCGGGAGGCGGAGGCCGGCCAGGGCCAGUGCCAGCACAACACCUCCGUGCUGUGCCUGGUGCUGAGACCCAACCCCGUGGUCAGCGCCAUGAGGGAGGUGAUGGACCUGGAUGAGCUGUGCCACCAGCGAGCCCCCGCCGGCUACGGUGACUUCUUCUGGGCGGUGGUGACCUCGGGGGUCCUGCACUGCGUCACCUCCUGCACGCCCAACCUGCCCCAGAGCCUGGAGUGCCACCAUGGCCGCUGCCAGGUCACCCGCCAGGGACCACAGUGCUUGUGA